CUAAACAGAAAUGUCACACACAUAAAAAUCUCAACAUCUCCUAAAAAGCCCAAAACUUUUCUAAAAUUAGAAAACAACCCCAAAAACAUAAAGAUGAGAAACAAUCUCGUCCCUCUAACUCUUUCCUUCCUCACCAUCACCUUGCUAUUAACUCCAUCGAUGGCAGAACCAGAACCUUCUUUUAUCUUCCCCGUACAUCAACUCCUCAACACAACCAGCUCUUGGCUCGACUUUUCGACCAAAUUCAACCAACCAAAGAUCGAACUAACCGCAUCAACACUCAUCGCCGUUGUACUCUCUUUCCUCGCCGCAACUAUCUCAAGCGCCGGCGGUAUCGGCGGCGGAGGGUUAUACGUUCCUAUAAUGACUAUCGUCGCCGGACUCGACCUGAAAACAGCUUCAAGCUUCUCUGCUUUCAUGGUAACAGGAGGAUCCAUAGCAAACGUGGGGUGCAAUCUUUUCCUCAGAAACCCUAAAGCUGGAGGCAAGACGAUGAUAGACUUCGACUUAGCUCUGCUUCUUGAACCGUGUAUGCUUCUUGGAGUUAGUGUCGGAGUGAUAUGCAACCUCGUGUUCCCGAACUGGCUUAUAACGAGUCUCUUCGCCGUGUUUCUUGCGUGGUCGACGGUGAAGACGUUUGGAAACGGGGUUUAUUACUGGAGGUUGGAGUCGGAGAUGGUGAAGGUCAGAGAGGCGAGUAUGGUCUUCGGAGAAGAAGAUGAGAAGAUGGAGAGUGUGAAGUUGCCUCUUUUGGAAGAUUAUGAGAGACCAAAGAGGUUUCCAUGGAUGAAGCUUGGAGUUUUGGUGGUUAUUUGGCUCUCUUACUUUGCAGUUUAUCUUCUUCGCGGAAACAAAUACGGCGAGGGAAUCAUAUCAAUCGAGCCAUGUGGAAUCACUUACUGGCUCCUCUCAUCAACUCAAAUACCCCUCACUCUCUUCUUCACUCUUUGGAUCUGCUUCAGCGAAAAUGUUCAAGGCAGCCAGUGUUGUGAUCACCAAGUCCCAGUAAAGGAUGUAGAAAAUCUGAGAUCAAAUGAUGGAGGAAGAUCAAACAAGUGCAUGUUUCCAGUAAUGGCUCUAUUAGCUGGAGUUUUGGGUGGUGUUUUUGGUAUUGGAGGCGGAAUGCUCAUUAGCCCUCUCCUCCUACAAGUUGGUAUCGCUCCUGAGGUAACUGCAGCAACUUGUUCUUUCAUGGUAUUGUUUUCAUCGACAAUGUCUGCGAUUCAAUACUUGUUACUAGGCAUGGAACAUACUGGAACUGCGAGUCUAUUUGCGAUUGUGUGUUUUGUGGCAUCACUCGUUGGACUGAUGGUGGUCCAAAAGGUUAUAACCCAGUAUGGAAGGGCUUCGAUAAUUGUGUUCUCGGUUGGUAUCGUCAUGGCACUGAGCAUUGUGUUGAUGACCAGCUAUGGAGCUCUUGAUGUUUGGAAUGAUUUUAUCUCUGGCAGUUACAUGGGUUUCAAAUUACCUUGUUGAGGCCAAACAAAAAGGUUUUGGUUUCUUUGAUUAAUAGUUCAUAAUAUAUGUGUAUACCCAUCAUAUUCAAUCCUUGCAUGUUUUUGUUGUUUGUUGUUCCAUUGUUCAUUAGAAUUUUUGUACAUUUUUGUAUGAUUUUUAAAUCCAUACUCAGAAUGCACAUCUCGUGCAUUCUGAAAUUCAUGGUCAAAAUAAGAUAUGUUGUAAGACCAAAAUUCAUAUUAUGCAUUUUGGAUGAUUUUA
Raphanus sativus (radish) is the source of this 1719-nucleotide messenger RNA. RefSeq names its product sulfite exporter TauE/SafE family protein 2-like. Bases 94 to 1476 code for a protein of 460 amino acids. The record is from RefSeq and is a predicted model, not a curated record. The transcript has 4 exons. Gene Ontology annotation, biological process: protein ubiquitination. NCBI's taxonomy places the organism in Eukaryota, Viridiplantae, Streptophyta, Magnoliopsida, Brassicales, Brassicaceae. Gene Ontology annotation, cellular component: Cul4A-RING E3 ubiquitin ligase complex; membrane.